Messenger RNA from Aspergillus mulundensis, 9708 nucleotides. RefSeq names its product putative SNF2 family helicase. Gene Ontology annotation, biological process: L-phenylalanine catabolic process. Lineage: Eukaryota; Fungi; Ascomycota; Eurotiomycetes; Eurotiales; Aspergillaceae. The transcript has 7 exons. Bases 1 to 9708 code for a protein of 3235 amino acids. Gene Ontology annotation, cellular component: cytoplasm. The record is from RefSeq and is a predicted model, not a curated record. Gene Ontology annotation, molecular function: methyltransferase activity; ATP binding; ATP-dependent chromatin remodeler activity.
AUGAGCGAGAUGCUGGCUAAGAAUCAUCUAGAAACGAACUCUGCAGUCUGCCAGCCACAUCUUAGCACUACAAUCCAGGCUUGGUACCGACUGCAGCGCUUGAUAAGAGAUGGAGUAAUCAAGAUCGACGGUACUAAGCUUGAUAUACCUGGGGUGGUGGCGGUGGCCUAUCAUAAUUGCACACCGAAGAUUACCGAGGACCCAAGCGUCUUAGAGGAUAUUGAUGCAAGUAUACAAAUACUAAAGGAACAUCUCGAUGAUGGCUACAGCGUCUAUGGAGUCAAUACUGGCUUUGGCGGGAGCGCAGACUCAAGGACAGACAAAGUGGUCGCUCUUCAAUCCUCACUGCUCCAGUUGACGCAGGCCGGAGUCCUGCUGGAGUCAGAUAAAUCUGACAAUCAGGGCACACUGCUGGACUCUCAUGCUAUGCCUGCCUCUUGGGUACGGGGUACAAUGGUUGUCCGUUGCAACUCAAAUCUUCGUGGACAUUCCGCCGUGAAACUUCCCAUACUUCAGACCAUGGUCCAGCUGAUACAGCAUCGAGUUACGCCAAUUGUUCCCCUUCGAGGCUCGAUAUCAGCGUCGGGAGAUUUGAUGCCAUUGUCAUAUAUUGCGGGAACGAUAGAGGGGAACCCAGAUGUGUACGUUCAGGUCGACGGCCCUGAUAAGCUUCGAGUCAUGAAGUCCAACGACGGGCUACAACACGUGGGCAUGAAAGCUGAGAAGUUAGGCCCCAAGGAGGGACUAGGUUUGAUAAAUGGCACUUCAACAUCAGCCGCAGUGGCUAGCUUGGCAUUGUACGAAACACACCAGCUAUCUGUACUUGUGCAGGCACUCUCAGCGAUGGGUUUGGAGGCUCUCAUUGGCACCACGGAAAGCUAUCACCCAUUCAUUUCCGCUGUCCGGCCUCAUGAUGGGCAGAUUGAAUGCGCGAAUAACCUACUUUCCUUGCUUCAAGGGUCAAAGCUGGCACAGAACUUGAAUGGUAAGAAGGAUCAAGACCGUCCAGGUCUAGUUCAAGAUCGCUACUCCUUCCGUUGCGUACCCCAGUGGAUUGGGCCUCAGCUGGAAGAUCUCCUUCUAGCCCAUCGGCAGGUUACGACCGAACUUAACUCAACAUGCGACAACCCGCUCGUGGAUGUAAAAUCCAGGAACAUCUUUUCUGGUGGUAAUUUUCAGGCAGUUUCGAUCACUUCGGCCAUGGAGAAGACAAGAUUAUGCCUGCAGAUGCUUGGCAGACUUAUCUUCUCUCAGGCGACGGAGAUGAUUGAUCCCAGUCUCAAUAACGGUCUCCCUACCAAUCUCGUUGCAGAUGACCCAAGCUUGUCGUUUACUAUGAAGGGGGUGGAUAUCAGCAUGGCAUCAUACAUGGCGGAGCUGGGGUAUUUGUCAAAUCCAGUGAGCUCGCAUGUCCAGUCAGCGGAAAUGCGCAAUCAAGCUAUCAACUCUAUGGCGCUGGUAUCUGCCCGAUAUAGUAUGCAAGCAGUGGAGGUACUUUCCCUCAUGUGCGCCUGUGACUUGUAUAUCGCCUGUCAAGCUCUGGACCUCCGUGCCCUUCAUUUCGCUUUCUUGGGGAACGCAAAAUUCCAACUACGCUCCGUCACAAAGAGCAUAUUCUCGAAAUACUUACCGCAAUAUGCAUUGGCAGGCUUGCACGAAUUCCUGGACCAACAUCUGACCCAAUCCUGGCCAACAACGAAUCGCCUCAGUCCCGCGGAUCGGGUGCACACGGUAAUAGAAAACGCUAUCCCCGUUCUCUUAGACAGUCUCAAAAGUCAUCAGGGGCCCGGUCUGACCGACUUGGAUAUGUGGAAGACCCAGGCCUGCGAUCUACUCAACGUAGUGUACCAAGAAACCGCCGAUGAAUUCUUCCUGGAGCAGCACACCGCAGAGCUUCUCGGCGAUGGCUCUAAGCUCCUUUAUAAAACCGUUCGACAAGAGCUCGGUGUUCCGUUCCACCAAGGCUUCAUUGAACAUCCCACUGUUGGUGGCGAGACUUUGAAUGGCCGCGUUAAGAAAACCAUCGGAUCGUGGAUCGCGAUAAUCUACGAAGCGUUGCGAGACGGCCGUCUUAUGGGCCCCUUGAUUCAAACUCUCGCGUCUACAGGUUCGAGGGGGAAGAUGCCGGCAAAGCGAAAGCGCCCGGUCAUCGAGACCCUCGCCUCUACGCGGCGCAGACGGUAUCCUCGUCGUCCUGCGCCUGAGAUUGAAUCUGGACUCGAACCUGGACCAGAGGCUCAACUUGAACGUGAAACUAAAGUCCGACCAGAAUCUGGAGUCGAGGCAGGACCACAACCUGAGCUUCAGCUUGAAGCUAGAGCUCAGUCACACGAUGAUUCAGGUAAUAUCAUCCGUCACAAUUCAGAUAACGGUCAGGAUUCGAUUCAGCGUCAGCCAAAGCCAGAACAGAACAUGUUCGAAGUUGAAGAUAAUAUCAACUGUCCGAGCAUCGCUGAACGACCAAGCCUGAUAGUUGUCCUACGUGUGCGCGUGCCUCCUUGCAGCUCAGAACCACAGUCUCAGCCUUCUCAGAAGCCUCAAGACGCGUCUGUCGAGAAUGUCGAGUCCUCGUCCGGUGGGAAGACGAUCAUCAAGCUGCGUAUAAAACGUUCUCAGCCCCCCGAGUCUGAAAAUGCACCUAUUGUUGUCAAGAAAUUGAGACGGUCUCCUAGGCAUCAGCCGCCUGACGAAGAAACCCAGAUCGAAAUAACAGAAGGAGGCCAGGAUGAAGGCAAAGCCGAUGCCAACAUUAAAGAUAUGGAGAUCAACGCGCCUACUACGUCCUCGAAUACUGUCAUCGCGCCGCCUGAGCCAGAAAUCCAGAUCAAGAUCACAGACGGAGGCCAGGAUGAAGACAAAGCCGAUGUCAACAUUGACGAUAUGGAAAUGGAUGCGUCUACUAUGUCCUUGACCACCGUCGUCGCGCCGCCUGACGCAGAAAUUCAGAUCAAAAUCACAGAAGCUGGCCAGGAUGAAGCCAAAGCCGAUUCCAACAUUGAAGGUAUGGAGAUUGAUACUUCUACUACGUCUUUGUCCACCAUUGUCGUGCCGCCUGAGGCAGAAACCCAGAUCAAAAUCACAGAAGCAGGCCAGGAUGAAGCCAAUACCAAUGCCGACGGCGAAGAUAUGGAGAUCGAUACUGCUACUACGGCCUCAGCCAGCGUCGAAACGACUUCUUCUCCGACUACGGUCACACCUACCCGCCAGCUAGCCAUAGUUGUCCCCAUUGAUGACAUAAAGCACAACGACUCUUCCCCCAAAGACAAGCCUGUGGAGCAACCGCAAUCUCGCCCAGACUCCGAAGCCCUCCUUCUCGAUGGAGACCUAUCCGAACAGGCUCGGACUGACCCAGACCCCAACACCCCCGAACUCGUCCGGUCACUACCGUACUCCGGCCGUAGACGACCCCAUACUCAGCUCGCUCAUCACCUUCCGCCGCUCCACAAACUCAGUGAUGUCUUCGAGUCUCUCACAAGACGGGCAAUGGAUCUACGUCUUGGUGAUGUCUUGGAUCACCUUAGUACUAGACGCCUUCGUGUUGCUACUGUUUGUUCUGGAACAGAAAGCCCGUUGUUGGCAUUGGAGAUGGUCAAGGAUAACUUGAAAAAAUACUUCAACCGGGAUCUAGACUUUGAUCACCUCUUCAGUGCUGAAAUCGUGCCCUUCAAGCAAGCGUAUAUCGAGCGGAACUUUCGACCUCGCCUUCUAUUCCGUGACGUGGCUGAGCUUCAGAAUCCACUUGCUCAAACCGCCUAUGGCUCCCUCGAAGAAGUUCCCAAGAAUGCCGACAUUCUCAUAGCGGGCUUCUCCUGCGUCGACUUCUCCGGCCUAAACAACUACCAAAAAACACUCGAUGAGAAGGGCGAAUCUGGCGAUACAUUCUGGGGCAUAGUCUGCUACGCCAAAGCCUACCGUCCACGCAUGGUCAUUCUUGAGAACGUGAAAACAGCGCCCUGGGCAAAGAUCGAAGAACAUUGGCGCGAUAUCGAUUACAUUGCUGUUCAUAUGAAUGUUGACACGAAGGCUUAUUACCUCCCUCAGACCAGAGAGCGGGGUUACAUGUUUUGUGUGGACAGCCGAUCCCUUCCUGACAUCGCAGGGAACCAGCUUGGUGCAGGCAUGCGGCAGACUUGGAAAGACAUCUUAGAGCAAUUCAAGCGCCCCGCGAGCUCGCCGACUGGCAUGUUCCUACUCGAUGCUGAUGAUAGACGGCUCGAACAGAUUGAGAGAAAUAUGGCACAGAAGCUUGCGGCUUCUGCGGCUUCGGCUCGCGCAACAGUCAACUGGGACCUGUACCAAGUGCGGCACCAGGGCUAUCGACUCAAGAACGGCCUCGGUCAUCGUCGUCCGAUAAGUAAGUGGCAGGAUGACGGGACUUGCAACAUGCCGGACUUUGCGUGGCAGACUUGGGUGCGGUCUCUGCCGGAGCGGGUUUGGGAUACAAUCGAUGCGAACUUUUUGCGGAAGUUGGUGGAUGGGUAUGAUAUGAACUACAAGGAGCGAUGUCUAGAAUUAUCGCAAGGCAUAGACCGAGAAAUGGAUUCCCGCGCCUUUGGAAUUGUCGGCUGCAUCACGCCUUGUGGGAUUCCAUACAUGACAACCCGAGGCGGCCCUCUAUGUGGCCUUGAGUCACUUGCUCUACAAGGUCUACCUUUGGAUAGGCUCCUUCUGACGCAAGAGUCCCAACGCGAGCUGCAAGAUCUCGCCGGCAAUGCUAUGAGCUCGACUGUCGUCGGAGCAGCGAUUCUCUCGGCUCUGAUUGCUGGCUAUAAGGUGCUGGAGCCCAAAUUACUGGAACAAGACAAUUCCUUGCAAGAAUCGAAGUCUGAUCAUCAAGGUUGGAAACUCAAGCCUCAUGAUAAAGAUAAUCUGAUUCCGAGCAACAUGUAUCUGGACUCGGACACCACCGUCGGCAUCCUCAAGCUGCAAGAGCAGGCCACGAGCAGCGCUAGAUACUGCACGUGCGAGGGACAGAGCUCGAUUCGAACAGCGAUUCUGAAAUGCUCACUAUGCUCGCACACAGCCUGUUCUGAAUGCAGUGGGAACCCUCAGCACGCUUACAAGCGCUAUACCGAUCUAGUACGCACCCCGCCACUAGACUUCGUCAGCAUGCUCCGGUCUAUCCUCCCAGCUAGACUUGUGGUUCGCGGUAUAACACCCGAAUCCUACAAGGAGCUGCGUUCCAAUUCGCGCAUAUCAACAGAAACUUGGUCUGUAUUCUUGGAUGCUGUGUCUAAAGCUGUUGGCGACGAGCUCCGUAUUUUUGACAUCAAGCGAAGCGAGACUUGGACUGUGACCUAUGAAGGUAAAUAUUCCGUCUUAAAGUUGGUUAUCGACUCAAUUGGGAGUAUCACUUGGCUUCUUUUUGCGAAACCGGGUGAGAAUGAACCGGCGUUAUGUCUAAUCCGCGAGGUUCUUUCGAAACCGAUUGCGCGUAUGGUCGUGCCUUCUGUUCAGUCACCAGGAUCCAUUUUGAAAGGUGGAACUUGGGAGAUCUGCACCCCCCUGUCUUCAAGCUGCUCCUUGGAAUUUUUUGGAUCAGGAUUCCAGAUUGACUCUUAUGAAGCGAAGUGCGGCUUGCAAUUGGACGGGUUCCAAGGCACGCGGGUAUGGUCUCAUAUCACCGUUCAGGGGACCGAGAAAGACGUUGGAGAUUUGGAAGUCGAUGUGCGCGGUACUUAUGAGCUCCUGCAGGACUGUGGAACUGCGAACGCCUGUCUGCAUAGAAGGACGCCUGCAGAUGGAAAGCCGGCGAUCUACCUCUUUCUGGACCCGACGAAGCUGGGCGAGCCGAAGCAUGACUCGUUUGUUUUUGCGUUGGAGCACAGACGGAAUCCAGGCUACGCAGCUCGCAUGUCUAUUGCCGAGGUAUGCCAUGAAUGGCGCUCUGCCAAAGCUUCAGACACAGCUGAGAUUGUCACCGUUUAUCACCGGAAGUGGAUUGCUUGCCCGACUACCUCGCUGCAGUCAUACGCCGGGGAGUCCAAUCGUUUCAUUCAGUGUCACAGCCUGGACCCAAGGACGUCCUUCUCCAUUACUGACGAUAGUGUGGCAUCCCGAUGCCACACUGCAAACACAACUUUGUUGAGAUUCACCAUCCCAGCAGAUGUCAUUGCGCCAAACUCCAGCUCGUCCACGGUAACAGACUGGGAAGUCACCAAUCCACUCGAGUCUCCAGAACUCCUCCGAGAACACGCCUGGCUUUUCCAAAAGGCUGCCGGAUACUCCGACUUCGAGGCUUGGGGUCAGAUCGCAAACCCCAGCAUUCAUGGCCCAUGCAUGACUUGUGUCCCGCCCAAGCCUAGAAUCAUAUGGGGCCGUGACGCAAAACUCCGAAUCAAGGCAUUUGAAGACCCGCAUGACGCUGCUCGGUAUGAACGUGCCAUCAAGACUCGGCCGCCUGCAUUCUUGAUCUUCCGCAAGAAUUGUAAUCAAAACGCUGCCUCUGGCCUAGCGGAGCUUCGCGUUACCCUCAACAUUCAGACUCUUCUGCAUCAAGCUUUUAGCAGACUGCCAGAUAUUAGCCCGCAGGCUCCUGCGACCUUCCACUGGCGCCUUGUACCAAACUCGUACGAUGUGCGCGGCAACCCUUACCCAAAGUUUGAGUUGAGGAGCAAUAGAAAUGACGCUCUGUACCCACAGCCGCCGAAAUUUGAGAAUAACCAGCUGCGGCCGGAGCAGCUGCGUUCGCUGUCGUGGAUGGUAGCGCAGGAGGGUGAGGAUGUUGAGCCUUUCAUUGAAGAGGAAACAGAAGAAGCGCUCCUGGGGUCGUUGAUGUGGCGUGCGGAAGGGAAAGUCACGGUGCCCAAGAUUGUACGAGGUGGUAUUUUGGCUGACGAUGUCGGAUACGGCAAGACGGCUAUUGUCCUGGGCUUGAUUGAUGUGCUCUCGAAGAAGCCUGAUGUUGACCUGUCCGCUGGCCUUAAUGGAGCCGGCUUUAUUCCCAGCAGAGCAACACUCAUCGUUGUCCCUCGAAUCAUGGUGGAGCAGUGGCUCGACGAAAUCACCAAGUUCCUAGGCCACAAGUACGACGUCCUCGCCUUCUCUUCGGCAGCGGCAUUGAGAAAGACUUCUAUCCAGAAGAUUCGAAACGCCGACAUAAUUCUGGUGUCGUGGUCAAUCUUUGACACCCAGGCCUAUUAUAAGCAUCUACAAAAGUACACCGGUGCAUCUGAAGUGCCUGACAAGCCGGGCCGGAACUUCAAUGACUGGUUCCAUCAUGCGCAUAAGCUGAUGAAGCACCAUGCUGGAGCCCUGACGAAAUUUGGUCCAGCUAGUUUCUUGCAUGCUUUACGCGAAAGUCGCGCUCGGACAGAAGACCCAGACGAGAUCCAUCGAUUUGCGCCGUCAAAACGGCUACGGGGGAAACAAUAUGCGCUUGCACACAAGGAUAGGGACAUUAGGUCCAACGAUGGUGUUCAGGAUGCGCAAAUACCCAACGGCAAUAAGUCUGCUGAUGCAAGCGACGGGGAGCAUGAAAAUUCGACCGUCCUUGAAGCCAAAAUCGACGAUCUCCCAAUGGAAACAGCAUUGCACGACGAAGAGACUUUCUGGCCGGAACAGACCUGUGACGACGGUAAAUACUUCGGUAUUGACGGCAAGCCCCAGAGCUGGGAAGAUGUCCUAGGCCUCCCCUUCCACGCCUUCCACUUCAACCGCCUGGUCAUUGACGAAUUCACGUACGCCAAAACUGAUCGCCUCACGCAGCUUUUGACAUUGCAAGCUCGCUCAAAAUGGGUCCUCUCGGGAACACCGCCCCUGAAUGACUUCGCGGACGUAAACACCAUAGCCCCCUUCCUAGGCGUGCAUCUCGGUAUUGAUGCGGACGAUGACAAUAGCUCGCAGAAUUUCCGACUCAAAGAGAUCCGCAAGCACCGCUCUGAUGCUGAGACAUUUGAAUCAUUCCGCGCCCCGCGCAGUGAAGCAUGGCACAGACGUCGACAUGAAAUCGCACAGACUUUCUUGAAUAGGUUUGCUCGCAAGAACGUUGCAGAGAUUGAUGAAAUCCCAUCCACCGAGCACAUUGUCCUCGUUCGACAGUCGCCCGCUGAAAAGGUCAUCUACCUCGAGCUCUACAAGCAGCUGAUGACGUAUAAUCGGCAGCUGAAACGGGCGAAUGGUCGAGGAGGAGACCAAGCUGAGCGGCUGGACGAGAUUAUUGCAAAUAGCUCAACGCCUGAAGAAGCACUGCUCAAACGGUGUACAUCGCUCGCGCUCCAAGGUCGCUGGGACAGCAAAGGUAAUCCCGAGAUAGCCACCUGUGCCUCUCUCAUCGAGACUCGCGAGGAGCAACUGGACCAGACCACGGAGACCCUCAAAAAGAAGCUAAAACUUGCCACAUGGCUGUACUGCUCCGGGUGCGACGAAGACCACGAAAAGUUCAAGCAAUUCAGGGAGAGUGUGAUUGCGCACAAUUUUGGGGAUAAGCCUGUCACUGAGGAAGUCCUGGUACUCCUCAACACUGCUAUCGAAGGAUCUGAACCUCAUGACUGGAAAUCCUUCUACUCCGCUUCUGGUGUGGACUCGGAAACCAACAAAGAAGACCAAGAUGCGGAAGUCGGCCGGAACAGAAACGAUGUUGAGGAAGAGGAGGAGGAGGACGACGAAGAACACGAGCCAGCGCCAAAAGCAAAGGGCAGAGGCCAGCGUAAGGCUCGGCCAAAGCGUGUGGUUAGGCCCAAGCCCAAGCCCAAGUCCAAACCAAAGCCCAAGGCAAAAUCACAGCCAAAAGGCAAGGACAAGCUCCUUCUCCCCGCCAAACCAACCCAGCCCCGGGAGUUCGACUCAGAGCUGCGAGACGCCACAGCCAACCUCCGCAAGCUGGUCUCCGAAUGGGUCCAGCGCAAACGAGCCCUACGGUUCCUCACUGCUGUUCGCCAGAUCCAAACUAACCAGGGCAUUCCGACUUGCGACAAUUGCCAAACGCAACCGGGUCUUCUGUCAAAACUGAACAUACUCGGGUCAUGCGGUCAUGCUCUAUGCGCAAACUCAAACUGCACGCAGCUGACCCUUGAGAAAGAGGAAUGCGCCGUAGAUGGAUGUCGCGGCUCCGGGAAGUCCUUCAACGUCAUCAGUGCCAUGACGCUUGGAUGCGACACCUCCUCGCAGAAUGGGAUUGGAGACGCCGACCACGUCUCGAAGCACGGCGGCACAAAACUCGACGCCCUAGUCGACAUCCUCACUAACAGAGUUCCCAUCACCGAGCGCGCCCUCCUCUUCAUCCAGUUCCCCGACCUGAUGGAAAUCGCAUCCAAGGCCCUCACCUCCGCGGGAAUAAGCCACACGCUCAUAACCCCCACAGACCUGAAGGCAAGCUCCAAGGUCCAGAAAUUCCAGAAGGAAGGGUUCGGCGAUAGCAAAGUGCUCAUUCUGAAUCUUGGUGGCGAAAUGGCCGCCGGCUUGAACCUGCAAUGCGCAAACCACAUCAUCUUCCUCUCCCCUCUUCUUUCCCAGACGCAGUACGACUACGACUCGGCGAUGAUCCAGGCUGUCGGAAGAAGUCGACGAUACGGCCAGACGAAACACGUGCAUGUGUACCAUCUGCUCGCGAAGAUGACGAUCGACGUGAAUAUUUUCCAGGAGCGGCGCGGGAAUCAGGUUCUUGUUGAGCGCGAUGGACAGGCGGUUUUCGUUGAUCCUGAAGAUGCGCUGACGGAGGAGGCCAUGACUUGUCAAGGUCCGACUAUGGUUGCUGAUCAUGCGGUUUGA